Messenger RNA from Coccomyxa subellipsoidea C-169, 1251 nucleotides. RefSeq lists its product as hypothetical. The coding region runs from base 1 to 1251 and encodes 416 amino acids. NCBI's taxonomy places the organism in Eukaryota, Viridiplantae, Chlorophyta, Trebouxiophyceae, Coccomyxaceae. The record is from RefSeq and is a predicted model, not a curated record. The transcript is spliced from 8 exons.
AUGAUAGCAGCCUCCCAGAUAGGUCAAAGCGCGAAGCUGUGCGGUGCUCCGGUCAAGAGCAGAACGUCCAGGAAGUCUGGCCGCAGGAGCUGCGUGGAACAAUGCUCAACGAGAGUAAACGAAGAGAGCCUGCUCGUUAAGAGCGGAAAAAUAGCCAUCAAUGCUGCUGUUGCGGCGGCCCUCAUGGGCGCUUCUGGACCGGCUUCUGCGUCCAAGAUUGCCCAACUCUACAGGGAGAGCCAGGCAGAGGAGUCCCUCUUCGCAAAGAUCAUCAGGGAGCGUGGAGACAAGCUUCCUGAGAUCUCAAUUCCCAAGGGUACGUCAGCACCAAGGCUGGAGUCUAAGGAGGAGGGGGAGGUGUAUGUUCCACCCAAGCAGGUGGAGCUUGUGGAUAUACCCCUGAAGCUAUCAGAGCCAGUUCGCACCACCACAGUCGCGCCGUCCUCUCGCGUGCCGGAGCCAGAGCCUGCCAAGAAGAGCAGCGUCUCUCAGGAGGGUGUUGUGAAGAUCAUUGGAGACCUUCCAUCUCCUCCACCGGCAAAGCGCAGUGAAGCACCCAAGGAGGCCCCGAAGCUGCCCUUCAGCUUCGCAGCCCCCAAGGCGGAGGAGGCUCCUAAGGUGAGCGCCCCAACGCUGCCGCUGCCGCCGCCAGCACCGGCUGCCAAAGUGGAGGAAGCCCCCAAGGCAGAGCCAACCCCUGUCGCAGAGCCGCCCAAGCCUUUUGGCGGCUUCUUCUCAGCUCCCGGAACGGAGACGAAGCCGGCCCCAGCCGAGACCACGGGGGAGGCAGGCAAGCCAGAGCUGCCCCAGCAGGAGCCGGCAGUGACACCGGGGACCAAAAUCACAGUGCCAGAGUCGAAGAACAUCGCUCCAGAGGCCAAGGUGGAGUCUCCGAAGCCCGCUACCAAGGCGCCUUCUGCUGAGGCCCCCGCCGCCAACGACGACCCCUUCGCCAUCUUCAGCCAAUCAGCUGCUACCCCAGCUCCGCAGAAGGCCCUAGCCCCGAAGCCCGAAAAGCGCAAGCCCUCAGAGGAGGCAGCAGCUGCCGGCACCGGCUUGCCUGUGUGGGUGGGAGUGGGAGGCUCAAUUGCAGUGGCAGUGGCAGCCUUCGUGGCAAACGGCAAGAACCAGGGAGAGGUCAGGGCUGCCGAGGAGCAGCUGAAGGAAGGUGCUGAGUCAGCCGCUCAGUCGACCGCUGACCUGGCGAAAGACUUGGAGCCAACGACUGCCAAGGGAAGCAAGGAGGAGUGA